Medioppia subpectinata is the source of this 1275-nucleotide messenger RNA. The record is from the annotation of a GenBank genome assembly. Lineage: Eukaryota; Metazoa; Arthropoda; Arachnida; Sarcoptiformes; Oppiidae.
UGUUUGGCAGCACUACUUCAACAAUAUAAUAUACUAUUAAAAAUGAUUUUUAAAAACCAUAUGGUAGAUUAAUAAUUAUCAUUCAUUUUAAGUCUGUAUAUGAAUGUGUAAACCUACCAUAUUAUAAUGUCUCUUAAAUUAUCACCACAAUCUCCAGUAGAUGAUGGUCAAAAUAUAGCGCUAAACAUGUGCGAUAGGCAACUUCGGCAAUACGCGCACCGGUUUCAAGUGCCCCGAAUAACAACGCGUUUGCCAUUUAAACGCAACCCAAUUGACGUGAGCGCUGAGCACCUGCUGUACUCGUGGGCCAAUUGGGUGUAUCCGUACAGUUCGGUGUCGCGCAACCGGUUCGACGCGUUCGCAAGUCUCGGCCAAUUCUCCGCAUUUGUCUAUCCCUUCGGCCGUCAAGAUCUGCCCGAUAGGUUUGCAAACACAGCAAAAAUAAUUAUCACCAUGUUCAUUUUGGAUGAUCACUACGAAGAAAGCUGGGGUGACGGCCGGGGCCGGCGCCUAGAUUUGUGCAAAUCAUUUUGGGGCGAAUGGGAAUCAAUGAUAGACAAACUAGAGGAUCCGGUGGCGGCCCCGGUACCCAUCACACACUGGGCGCCCUAUUUGGUGGGCACUUACGCUACUUUAGACGCCGUCGCCAUUGAUUUAGAUGCGGUUCAAAGACGCAGAUUUGUUGCCUUAUGGCGGCCGUACGGCGCGGUCAAUGUGGCCGAAACUAUGCUCAUCAAGACUAGGCUACACGAGCUGACCAGUGUAAAGCAAAUAUUUGAUAUUCGAAUGCAUACGAUCGGUACGCAACAAUUGAUGAUGCUCAGCGAGUACGUGGAAGGAGUGGGCUGCACCGACAGGCCGGGUAUGACCAAAGCCGAGUGGGCGUCACCCCUAUGGCAGCGCUAUCUGCGCGAGUGUUGCGAACACAUGAUAUGCGUGAACGACAUGUUCUCGUUCGAAAAGGAGUACCGCCAGGAGUGCGGCAAUUUGGCCAACAUGUUCAAUGUGGUGGCGCUCACCACACGACUGGCGCCGGGCUCUACCGUAUCCGACGGUAUGCGACAAAUUGUAGCCCGUAUUGAGGCCUAUGAAUGCGCUAUCGUCGACAUAUACAGGGAUAUUGUGACCGGUGAUAAGGAUAGUAGAAAUGGUGAGCCCAGUAGCCGUGCGAUGCGCCGAAUGGCUGACCGAAUGUUGUAUUUUGUCGGCGGUAACUAUAAGUUUCACACCGUAUGCGACAGAUAUCGACGAUUUUCGGCGAUCAGCGAAUGUUAA